Misgurnus anguillicaudatus (oriental weatherfish) is the source of this 1272-nucleotide messenger RNA. Its product is annotated as F-box only protein 2. The record is from RefSeq and is a predicted model, not a curated record. Gene Ontology annotation, biological process: ERAD pathway; SCF-dependent proteasomal ubiquitin-dependent protein catabolic process; glycoprotein catabolic process. NCBI's taxonomy places the organism in Eukaryota, Metazoa, Chordata, Actinopteri, Cypriniformes, Cobitidae. Gene Ontology annotation, molecular function: ubiquitin protein ligase activity. Gene Ontology annotation, cellular component: SCF ubiquitin ligase complex; cytoplasm.
ACCACAAACACAAUUAUAGCUUUAAAAACUCAGGGAAAAUGGGACUUUUAAAAUGCUGGAUAUAGAUUGCACUGCAUGUUGCAUGCUUAUUUUCCUCAAAAGCAUAAUUAAUGAAAGUCAACGUGUCAUAAUAACAACGAAAUACACUUCUAACCACAGCUCAACAGCAACAGUUACAGUACAACCAUACAGAGUUUGUGAUGCAAUCUUUGAAUGUCUGCUGAACGAAUGUUCCAGAAAACACCCGAAUCACUGAACUAUACUUAAUGACAGAACUUGCACCAUAGUUGGCUAACAAAGCUUUUGGAAAACGCGCCCCUAUAAGGCAAGCACUCUUACUGGUACAAGAUUGCACAUGUUACAUCCCAUCUCUGUCUGCAGUGUUCAAUUUCAGGAAGUUUGAACCCAAUAAAUACUCUACGCAGUGCCCUACUGACACCUGAAAAAUAUCUCACCUGUGACACCUGAAAACUCACUGAAAAGCCAAACUUCAAAAUGCUUAUUAACCUGCUGAAAAACUCACAUGGAGAGAAUGUUUAUAGUAACUGGGAGUUGACGCAGAACGGUGGAGAUCAAUGGCAAAUUGAACCGACGCCAUUUGAUGCAGUGGCUGCAUACUUCUGCACCUCAUUUCAGCCGUGUUUAAAAAAACAAGUGAUUGAUCUGGUGCAAAGCGGUUAUGAUGCUGCAUAUUUAGAUUCUGCGCCUGAAGUGAUUAUGAGGGACUGGUACAGCACUCGUGGUGACUGUGGGGGCAUUUAUAGGCUUACUGUGUCACUGCUCAAUGCAAGUCGAGCUGUCAUUGCUACAUUUAAGCCGGCUGAUGUGACUGUGCCCCAGGGUACCAACUGGACAGAGGUGACACACACAUUUACAGGUUAUGGUCCUGGUCUACGCUUCAUCUCUUUUGAACAUGGUGGUCAAGACGAUAAAAACUGGAAAGGCUGGUAUGGAGUGAGAGUCACUGGAAGUUCUGUCACCAUAGCCCCAAAACCCUAAUAUGUGAUUCAAUAAUGUUACUGAUUGGUCAGAACUUUGCUUUUGACUAUACUAUAAAUAUAAAUAAAUAGUAAAGUAACAUUACAGAAUCUAUACGGCUAAACUUUGCUGAAAAAGCAAAGCCUUUUCUUACUUUUUUUAAGAUUUAAAUGCAUAUUCUGAAUACAAAUACAUAAACUUAUCUCUGAAUGAAAAUGAACAUGUGUGAGGGAAUAAUUUAAAUUAUUUUCUGCUGUCAGUACAGAGCUUAAUAAAGUCUCCAUGUGGUGAAAA